Molecule: messenger RNA, 1052 nt
Organism: Chiloscyllium plagiosum (whitespotted bambooshark)
Lineage: Eukaryota; Metazoa; Chordata; Chondrichthyes; Orectolobiformes; Hemiscylliidae
Source: RefSeq, a predicted model, not a curated record
CGUCCAGCUCGGUGGCUCGCGAUCUGGGCCACCCUCUGCUUGAGCAGAUGGCCAACAUCGAGUGCUUCCUGGCCCAGGCCCGGUCGGCAGGGCGCUUGUGCGAGGCCCGCACCCUGGAGGAGAACCUGCGACAGCUGCAGGACGAGUGGGAUAGGAUGCAGGAGGAGGAGACCAGGAAGAAGCCUGAGGCCUACUCCUUCGAGGUGGGGAGCGGGAAGCCUGAGGCGUACUCCUUCGAGGUGAGGAGCGGGAAGCCUGAGGCCUACUCCUUCGAGGUGGGGAGCGAGAAGCCUGAGGCCUACUCCUUUGAGGAGGUGAGCGUGGAGGAGAAGAGGAGCAGGAGGAAGCCUGAGCCCUACCAGGCCUCUCCCUUCAACGGCGUUUCCCAGACCCGGGGAUGCCUCAACCCCUUCGAGGAGGAGACCGUAGGCCCCAAUCCUUUUGAGGAGAGGAGCAGGAGGAGCCCCAGGGCCUGCCUCUCCGGGGAGAAGAGUGAGGGCCCCAACCCAUUCGAGGAGGUGGUGGUGGUAGGGGAGGCCCCUGGGAACCCCUUCGAGGAGCAGGAGGGGUCCCCGGGGGGUGGGGGCAACCCCUUUGAGGUGGACGAGGAGGAGAUUGAGGAGGAGGAGAUUGAGGAGGAGUUGCUGAGGCAGCAGAUCGACAACAUCAAGGCCUACGUGUUUGACGCCAAGCAGGCCGGACGCCUGGAUGAAGUGGCCAGCCUCAUGGACAAUCUGGCCGAACUCAGGCAGGCCCUGGACGGCGCCCAGAAGAGACGGAGAGCACUCUGACCCCCUGCCGUACGGGCCUCCGCCAAGGAACCCGGGACUCCAGCCCAGUUGGUCGGCUGUGGGAGGGACACUGCCCUCUGGCCCUAGCGGGUCAAGGGGACCGCUCUCCAUCUCUACUCCCUGUGGUUUUGGGGGAAGGGGGUGGGGUGGCGUGGCAGAGGGGGAGGGGGAAGAGAGGAGGGGCUCACCCACACCCCUCACCUCUCCACGUUCUCUCUCCCUCCGGACAGGCACCUGUUGUAGGGUCAGGCCGGGGAACGA